Messenger RNA from Pteropus alecto (black flying fox), 8936 nucleotides. RefSeq names its product NLR family CARD domain containing 3 (gene NLRC3). Gene Ontology annotation, cellular component: cytosol. The coding region runs from base 3502 to 6699 and encodes 1065 amino acids. Gene Ontology annotation, biological process: negative regulation of canonical NF-kappaB signal transduction. The transcript is spliced from 20 exons. The record is from RefSeq and is a predicted model, not a curated record. NCBI's taxonomy places the organism in Eukaryota, Metazoa, Chordata, Mammalia, Chiroptera, Pteropodidae. Gene Ontology annotation, molecular function: protein binding.
UCUCAAGGGUAACCCAGGCCUGCUGGCCCCUCCUUUUGCUUUGGUUCUUAGAUGACAGAUGUCCAUUCAUCCAUAGGUUUGUCCGCACCCCCACAUUAAGAGAGCCCUUAACAAGUAUGAGCUCCAGCCCUUGAUGUUCAAAAGAAGCCCGAGGCCCAUUAGCCCAACUUGGGCUUUAUCACAGAUGCAGGCUCAGGCCACCAGACCUUCUGAGUCAAAACUUGCAUCUUAACAGGACGAUUUGUGAAACCUGCUCUGACCUGUGUACAAGACCCUGGGACAGAGGUCAGAAACAAAUUGGCACUUUUGGUCAUUUAGUGGAGGAGACAGAUUCUGACCUGUCCUGUGCACAGUGCGAGAGCCAGUGCUCAGGUGGUUCAAGGGACGGCUUCCUGGAGAGAGGGUUUGUGAGCUAGGCCUUGGGCAUGCAGCAUUCAGGGAAGUGAAAUGGGGUUCUUUGAACAUGUAUUGUGUCCUGGUUCGUGACCGGGCGGGGAGGACCUGGCCCUCCCUGCACAUGCUGCCUUGGGCAGACAAUCAGAGGGAUGUCACACAGCUAAUGGCAGAUGCUGUUUUGAUCAGACUCAAGAUGGAGUCUGGCCUGGUUUAGAAGGUACCACCUGUUUCUUAAUGAAGGGCUUGAUCUUCCCUAGUAUGGACUGUUUUAGGGAAGUGAGAUGAAGUUAGGAAGGUAGGAGGUGACUUGGGGACACUACCAGGCUUCAUUGUCUCUUGGAGACCACGGACCCUGACAUGCAGCUUUGGGUACGAUCCCCUGGGAGAGGCCUGGGAGCCCUCUCUCCUGGAUUCAUAGAACGUUGCCAACUCCAGGAUAUGUUGGGGGAGGGGUUAAAAUAGGUAAAAAGCCACCGACCAGGUAAAGGCUGAAAAGGUGAGAGGCCUGAUGGCUCAAUACUCUGGCUUGUCGGGUCUGCAGGACGUGCCCCACAGAAGCCAGCAGGGGUCAGCAGUGGGCCUGCUAGGGCUCCAGUUCGAAGCCUAAACCUGUGUUCAUAACAGGAAAUGGGGUUAAAAACCAGACACUGCAGUAGAGAAACUAUCAGGGACAGAGAAUUGGUGGUAUCCAGGAAAAGAACCUUGACUCUUCCAUGGAAAUUAGACCUGACUCAGAAACAGGGAAAUUAGGGCCAGUUGAUUGGUUGAAAAAACUGGUGAUGAGAGCUGCCCUCUCCCAGUGCCUGCAGAGAGGCUGGAAGAGCCAGUGGUAAACAGUGGGUAUGGGGUUCCCUUCCAGAAGCUCUGCUCUGCCAGUGAAGAGGAAUUAGCACUGGAAGAAAGCAUGCUGAGCUUGGGGCAGUGAAUGUUCACUAAUCGGCGAAACCUGCGACACUAAUACUUCAUGGUAAUGUGACAAGAGCUCCUGGGCCUGUACCACUUCCUGUGGCCUGGUGAUGGCCUGGGCAUGGUCACUUAAGGCAAUCAAAAGAGAACCACAGCCCAGCUAGAGCAGGGCCCAGGCGAGGGGUCCCCAGGGACCUACACAACCCCCAGCAAGGCCACACCCCUACAGGCAGGAAGUCUCAAGCUGUCACUGAGUUGAAAAGGGCCAAGACUACUGCUAUUUGGGCUGACCACAGCUCUGGGUGGACAGAAAGCCCUAGAGUGAGAAUGACCAGGGGAGACCCUGCCCCAAACACACAAACACCACCGGGAGAGUCAGGAGAAAGCUCCCUAGCUUCUUACGGAAGAGCAGGCAGAGGGAGCCCAUCACCACCCCUGUCUGGUGGUGGCCCGUCCCUUCAAGGUGGGGGAGGAAAAAAGGUGGUGGCAGGAAAGUGCUGACUCCAGACUGUUCCCUGAAAUCCCCACGGAGGAGGCUGUUUCCUCUUGUGCACAGGAACCAUCCAUUCUGAGCUGUGGAGGGAGAAGCAGAGUGAGCUCUUGGCCUCUUUCAUGUGACAGAUACCCCCAGGCCCCUGCGGUUUCCAACAUCCUGUGGGUGGCCCUGGUUUCAGAUGCCUUUGCCUUUGCUGCACCUUGUGGCUCAGGCUGCAGCCACCAGUUUGCGUUCUGUCUGCCAAGAGCCUCAGCAGACUUCCAGAGGGUAGCCACCGUGUGCUAGGUUCUCAGAAUGCACUGAUGGGAGGGAGGUGGGAAGAGGGGCACAGAAAGAUGUCAUCGUAUGGAGCACUUCUAAUCUGCUGCCUCAGUCCCCUCCCCUCCCCUCCAUCACCCACACACAGCUCUUGAGAAGAGGACAAUACGAACACAUACCUCCUCCCAUCUCCCCUUAUACACAAGUUGCUGCACGCAUCCAAACCCACUACUCUCUUGCUCUGCAACCAUCACCGGCUCCAACUUGCUUGCUGAGGAAAAUUGAGGCCCCUGUCACUUGGCUCCCACCUUGUCACCUGCUUCUCUCAGUGGCUUCACACUAAGAGACUUCUUCCCUAUCACUGUAUUUUUCCUCUAUUGUAACUUAUCUCAUGUUUUUCACUCUGGGCCGUGUCCUUUUGCUUCACACCUACCCUGUCAGUGCAGCCUACAUGCCGAGGUCCAACUCCAGGAGCCUGAGUGAACUGCCAGCUAUACCUUGCUGUUUCAAGGUGUAGCUGACCUGCCUUUGGGUGUCCUUGACUCACAGGAAGAUAUUGUGGGGUACAGUUGGGUCGAAGGUGGCUUUUGGGUGCUAGAGAGAAGGAAAGGGGGUUAGAAAGGGCAAUGAGGUCCAUGGUGUGUCACAGCGCACCGGCCUGAAAGUGGGAGGACACAGAUCCAGCCCCAGCAAAGUCAGCUUCCCUCUGUGUGGCCUUGGGUAAGACACUGAAUAUUCCCACUGUUCACCUGCUUUCUCUACCACCCCCCAAAAAGCAAAGGUCUACUGAUGGCGAGUCUAUUUUCCUUUGUGGCUUUGACUGGACCACUUUUUCCUGAGCGUCAGGUCUGCAGGGUGCUGGGUCCUUGAAUCAAGACCCUGGUGGCACUCCUUGCCUCUCUGACUUAUGGGGCGGUGACAAAGCCAGAUAGCUGGUGAGGCAGCUGUGGCUCAUCGAUUUGUCUGUUGGCUUUUGAAAUCAGACAGGAAGGAGGGUUGAGGUGGAGCCAGUACAGGAAGAGGUGAGAAGCCCCAGCUGCCGUGAUAGUCGGUGGGCUCAGGGACUAUGGGAGCUGGUGGACUGCAUGGGCUUUAUUCUUGCCCCGGACAGAUCUUGAGGGCUUGCAGCGCAGCCAACUAGCCACAGAGAGACCCAGGACAGCCCCACCACUGCCCAGAUACCUCUGUCUACUGGAACAGUAGUGCUGAAAUGGAGCCACCCCCGGCCUCCCAAUCUUGGCAUCCCUGAGGCAAUGAGGCCCAGGAGACCCCUGGAUGAGGGAUGGCCGACCCCCACCCCCUGAGUUCCUAAGGCCCUGCUGGAGGGGCUGCCUGGGCCAGAUAUCCUGCCCCCUGAAGGUUACAAAUGAGGACACCAUGGCGCAGAGAGCUCAGGCGGCCUGCCCAGUGUCAAAGAGCCACUCCUGGUGGCAAUCCUGGACUCCAUGAAGAAGCAGGAGGUGCUGAAGGGCGGGGAGGCUGGCCAGGGCCAUGGUGCUGGCUCCCCAGCCGAGCAGGUGAAAGCCCUCGUGGACCUGCUGGCUGGAAAGGGCAGUCAGGGCUCCCAGACCCCACAGAUCCCUGACAGGACACCGGAUUCCCUGCUGGGGCCUCACAGCAAUGACUUGAGGAUACAGAGGCACCGAGAUGCCCUGCUGAGCAGGGCGGGAGGCAGCCUGGAGCUGGGCGGCCCUUCGCCCAGGCUGACCAACCUCCUGCUGGUGGAGGGCCUGACGGACCUGCAGCUGAGGGAACACGACUUCACCCAGGUGGAGGCCACACGCGGUAGCUGGCACUCCACCAAGACCAUCGCCCUGGACAGGCUCUUCCUGCCUCUGUCUCGGGUGUCCAUCCCACCUCGAAUCUCCAUCACCAUUGGGGUGGCUGGCGUGGGUAAGACCACCUUGGUGAGGGACUUCAUCCGCCUCUGGGCCCGAGGACAGGUUGGCAAGAACUUCUCGCUGGUGCUGCCUUUGACCUUCAGGGAUCUCAACACCUAUGAGAAACUGUCUGCAGACAGACUCAUCCGCUCUGUCUUUCCGCAUGUUGGGGAGUCCGGCUUGGAAGCAGCAGCCCCAGACAAAGUCCUCCUUAUCCUGGACGGCCUAGAUGAGUGUAAGAUGCCUCUGGACUUUUCCAACACUGUGGCCUGCACCGACCCCAAAAAGGAGAUCCAAGUGGACCAUCUGAUCACCAACAUUAUCCGGGGCAACCUCUUCCCAGAAGUUUCUGUCUGGGUCACCUCCCGCCCCAGCAUGGCUGGCCAGAUCCCAGGGGGCCUGGUGGACCGAAUGACCGAGAUCCGGGGCUUUAAUGCAGAGGAGAUCAAAAUGUGUUUGGAGCAGAUGUUCCCCAAAGACCAGGUCCUCUUGAGCUGGGUCCUGAACCAGAUGCAGGCCAACAGGGCCCUAUACUUGAUGUGCACUGUCCCAGCCUUCUGCCGGCUUGCGGGGUCGGUGCUGGGCCACUUGUACCACCAAAGGUGGGGUCUCCAGGACUCAGAGCUGUGGCCUCCAAGGACCCUGUGUGAACUCUACUCUUGGUACUUCAGGAUGGCCCUGGGUGGGGAGGGGCAGGAAAAGGCCAAGGCAAUCCCUCGCAUUGAGCAGCUGGCCCAUGGCAGCCGCAAGGUGGUAGGAACGCUGGGCCGGCUGGCAUUCCAUGGGCUGGUCAAAAAGAAGUAUGUGUUCUAUGAGCCAGACCUGAAAGCAUUCGGUGUGGACCUUGCUCUGUUGCAGAGUGCUCUGUGCAGCUGCUUCCUACAGCGGGAGGAGACCUUGGCCUCCUCAGCAGCCUACUGCUUCGCCCACUUGUCCCUGCAGGAGUUUGUGGCAGCCGCAUACUACUACAGUGCAUCCAAGAGGGCCAUCUUCGACCUCUUCACUGAGGGCGGCAUGUCUUGGCCCCGGCUGGGCUUCCUCACGCAUUUCAGGAGCGCAGCCCAGCGGGCCAUGCAGGCCGAGGAUGGACGGCUGGAUGUGUUCCUUCGCUUCCUCUCGGGCCUCUUGUCUCCAAGGGUCAAUGCCCUGCUGGCUGGCUCCAUGCUGGCUCCGGGUGAGCACCAGGGCUCCCGGGCCCAGGCGGCUGAGCUCCUGCAGGGCUGCCUGCACCCCAACGUGGCGGUUUGUGCCCGGGCGGUCAAUGUCCUGCACUGCCUGCACGAGCUGCAGCACACAGAGCUGGCCCGCAGUGUGGAGGAGGCCAUGGAGAGCGGGGGCCUGGCUGGGCUGACUGGCCCCCCACACCGCGCUGCCCUGGCCUACCUCCUGCAGGUGUCGGAUGCCUGCGCCCAGGAGGCCAAUUUGUCCCUGCGUCUCAGUCAGGGCGUCCUCCAGAGCCUGCUUCCCCAGCUGCUCUACUGCCGGAGCCUCAGGCUGGACACCAACCAGUUCCAGGACCCUGUGAUGGAGCUACUGGGCAGCGUGCUGAGUGGAAAGGACUGUCGCAUUCAGAGGAUCAGCUUGGCUGAGAACCAGAUCAGUAACAAAGGGGCCAAAGCUCUGGCUAGAUCCCUCCUUGUCAACAGAAGUCUGACUACUCUAGACCUCCGCAGUAACUCCAUUGGACCUCAAGGGGCCAAGGCGCUGGCAGAUGCUCUGAAGAUUAACCGUACUCUAGCCUCUCUGAGCCUUCAGAGCAACAGAAUCAGGGAUGAUGGUUCCAGGUCCAUAGCUGAGGCCUUGGCUGCCAACCGGACCCUCUCCGUGCUGCACCUACAGAAGAACACCAUUGGGCCUACGGGAGCCCAGCGGAUGGCAGAUGCUCUGAAGCAGAACAGGAGUCUGAAGGAGCUCAUGUUCUCCAGUAACAGCAUUGGCGAUGGAGGUGCUAAAGCCCUGGCUGAAGCCCUGAAGGUGAACCAGGGCCUACAGAGUUUGGACCUGCAGAGCAAUUCCAUCAGUGAUACAGGAGUGGCAGCGCUGAUGGGGGCCCUCUGUGCCAACCGAACCCUCCUCAGCCUCAACCUGCGAGAAAACUCCAUCAGCCCAGAGGGAGCCCAGCAUCUGGCUCGAGCUCUCUGCACCAACAGCACUCUGAAGAACCUAGACCUGACAGCCAACCUCCUCCAUGACCAGGGUGCCCAGGCCAUCGCAGUGGCAGUGAGAGAAAACCACGCCCUCACAUCCCUUCACCUGCAGUGGAACUUCAUCCAGGCUGGCGCUGCCAAGGCCCUGGGACAAGCACUACAGUUCAACAGGAGCCUGACCAGCCUCGAUUUACAGGAGAAUGCCAUUGGGGAUGAAGGUGUCUGUGCGGUGGCCAAUGCGCUGAAGGCGAACACAGCCCUCACUGCUCUCUAUCUCCAGGUGACCUCCAUUGGUGCCCCAGGAGCCCAGGCACUGGGAGAGGCCCUGUCUGUGAACAGAACCUUGGAGAUUCUUGACUUAAGAGGAAACACCAUUGGAGUAGCUGGAGCCAAAGCUCUGGCGAAUGCUCUGAAGGUCAACUCAAGUCUCCGAAGACUCAAUCUUCAAGAGAAUUCCCUGGGGAUGGAUGGAGCAAUAUGUGUUGCCACCGCACUGUCUGGAAACCAUGGACUCCAGCAUAUCAAUCUCCAGGGAAAUCACAUUGGGGAAUCUGGUGCCAGGAUGAUCUCAGAGGCCAUCAAGACGAAUGCUCCCUUGUGCACUGUUGAAAUGUGAGCAAAACCAGCUUCUGGUGGACCGGGCAGGCAGACAGGAAGAGACACAGCUGGAAGCUUUUGAACAAAAAGACCAUUUCCAGGGUGCCUUCUGUGGUCUAGGAAUGACACUGACCUGCAUGCAAGCUGGUCUCCUGUGAGGAGGCAGGAAAGGUGUUGCCAAAAGCAGUCAUGGGCACUCCUCCUGACCCAGGGUCAGUCCAGGCAAGGAUGAAAUGGGCACUCUGCUAUGGCACAUAAAGGGAAGGGUCUUCCACCAAGGGAUCCAGGAACUUAGGCCUUAAAAUUUAGCAAGUAAGAAGCUGGUCUGAGUUUAUUCAUACAGUGAGAUCUUCAUGUGCCCUCAACUUUUUUAUUACUGUCACUUUCCACUCAUCUGGUUAAAAUCAUCCCCCUCCUUCUGAAAUGAGUUGCCAUCUUACAGCCCACUAAGAAUCUCAAUUUGGCAUUGGUGACAGAGGGGAACCUCUCUUUUCUCAAGAAAAAGUUUUAGAAAGAUGAUCCUUAGAAAUAUAUGGAAAAAUUAUGGGAAUUUUUUUGAAGAGAAAUGAAGGCUUUAUAAUUAUAGAAUUCUGAAGAUAGAGACAACAACAACAACAAAAACUCCAAGGAUUUUGCCAUAUUUUACCCAUUACGCACUCUCUAACAAGCAUGGAUUAUGUCAUUUGGAGUCUAGCACACUGGUUAAAUGUCAAUGCCUUAAUGUUAUUCUAUAUUAGGCUUCCAAAACCACUACUGUGAUUACAGCUUCCCUCUGAAGGCAAGCAAGCUGAGCUUCCACGUGGCAUAAAUUCCCUCAGAUGCCUGUGUUAAAAUGGAAAAAAUCCCAAGUGGACACCACAGCUCUCAUCAACUAUAACCAACGAAAAUGCUUAUGAAGAUUAUAAAAUAAUUAUUUAAAAAUUUGAACAGGAAGCACUGUUAUUCCAAAUGUUUCUUUGAGUAUUCAGGCAAGAAUCAUCAAUGGAUGCUAAAAUCAUAGAUUAAAACCUACUGAGGAAGAAGCUAUCCAUACACUCUCAAAGUAUCACCCCAUGAAGGAUAUUUAUAAAUGGAAAAAGGUACCUUAAAGAUAGAGGAGUUUUACAAAUGCUACCUUAACAAAGUGAUUAGAUUUAAUAUCACUAAUAAUGUGACAAAGGGACAGCAGGGGCCCUGAUGUGAUGCAUUAAGAAGGACACACUGUUGACAUAGUAUUCUCGUAAAAAGGUUUACCUGAAUCUAAUCAUGAAGGAACAAUCCAACAAAAUCCAACUGAGUGACAUUCUAAGAAAGAAAGAAAGAAAAAAACUAGCCUGACCUCUUCAAAAAUGUCAAUGUCAUUAAAAAUAAAAAAGGCUGGGGACUAUUUUAAUUUGAAGGAGAUUAAAAAGAUAUAACAACUUAACAUAAGAUCUUUGAUUGGAUCCUAGGCUGGAGGGAAAAAAGAACAUUAUUUGGGAAUUGGGGCAUUUGAACAUGGGUCUGUGUAGUAUUUAUUAGAUUAUCUUAUUUUUUUAAAUAUAUUUUUGGAGGGUAUAGAAUUCUAGAUUGACAGUUUUUUCUUUCAGUACUUUUAAGAUGUUGCUAUACUAUCUUCUGGUUUGUACUGUUUCUGGAAGUGAGAAUAUAACAGAGCAAGAGUUGCAGUAGUCAAAUAUUGGAGAAAGCUAUGCCAUGCAGGAUCCUAGCACUGGAGAAACCCUAGGGGCCAAAGCAGUGGAGAAAAAGUGUGCUCUCCAGGGACUUCAAGAGCAAGGCACACUAGAAUUGGAAGGAAAGCCCCCUACCUCUUCCAAAACCUCUUGAGCACCCUCUACUGACAAGGCUUAACAUCUUGCUGGCUGACAAAGGAGAGCUAUUACAAGAAAUAGCUCCAUUAUCACAGAGCAGGCCAAAGAUGAAUUUGGAACUGAGGCAAUAAAAUUAGUAACAAGCACAGUGGGAUCUGUCUUGUUUUACAUAUUAGAGUUUCUAAUUGCUAUGUCUUCAGGGUCAGUAAUGUUUUCUUCUGCAGUGUCUGAUCUGCUCUUAAUCCCAGUUUGUAUAGUUUCAUCUCACUUUUUUUAAUCUCUAGAAGUUUUAAGGUUUUCUUUAUAUCUUCCAUAUCUCCUUCAUAUGCUCAUGCUUUCCUCUACCAUCUAAUAUAUGGAAUAUAACUGUUUGAAUGUCCUACUAUCAUCUAUCAUUUCUGGAUCAUUUCUUGGCCUGUUUCUGGAUUUUUUCUCAUUAUGCCUGGUAAUUUUCAGACAUUGAGAA